CUGGUUGUAUCUGCUAGUUAAUAGGGCCUCCAAGGUUGCACAUUGCUCCAUGGUCUACCACGAACUACCGGUGCGCGACUAGUUGGUCUCUACCACACAUCGCACAGCAAUGUCUUGCACCGAAGACAAGGUCGCUCCCCGGGCGUUCUUCGUGCCUGGGACGGCGCUGGUGAAGAACAGCGGUGAUGAAAAACAACGCACUCCAUCGCCCACGCCCGACGGCGACUCCAACAUUAUCCUGGUGGAUUACGACGAGGACGACCUGGAGAAUCAAAUGACUUGGUCACCAAGACGGAAAUGAAUGAUUGUCUCCGCUCUCUCGUGGAUGGGAUUUGUCAGGUAAGCUGCCCUUAGGAGCCUCCUCAGGUCAUGUCGUUCCCUCAUCCCUGGCAAUUAAUGCCCGAUGUCGCCAGCGUCUUCUCGACGAUGACAAUCGUGCCCACGACGCCACAGAUAUUGGCCGAGUUUCGCUCGAGUAGUUCCUUCGACAAGACCCUACUCGUUGCGAUCUGGGAGUUGGGGGAAGGUAUCGGGCCUCUCUUCAUCGUACCGCUUUCUGAGAAGUUCGGGCGGCUCGCUGUCUUUUACAUUGGCAACUUUCUCGCGCUGCGUUGCUUGGUUGGCUGCGCACUGAGCGUCAACAUUCCCAUGUUGGUCACAUUCCGCUUCUUGACGGGCUGCUUUCUCUCGAUCUUGACUCUCGGGCCGGCGAUUGUCGGCGAUUUCUUCGACAUGGACCAAACCGGGCUAUCGAUGGCAUUGGUCAUGGGGACGCAGAUGAUAGCAGACUUCAUCUCGCCCAUCGCGGGAUCCUACAUUGCUGAAGAUCUAGGUUGGCGAUGGGCGAUCUGGCUCGCCGUCAUCGUUCUCGGCUUCUUCAGCCUGUCGUUGGCUUCUGUGCUGAAAGAAACGUACGCUGUUGUCUUCCUUCGACGCAAAGCGAAGCGGCUUCAGAACGGCAGCACGGGUGGCACAACGUUUCGCUCCAAACACCAAGCCCGCGUGGAUGCCAUCUCUGUGCUUGAAAGUAUCUUGAAGCCUCUGCACAUCCUUAUACAGUCGCCGAUCCUCACAUUGACGACAACCUACAUGGCCACAAUCUACGCUCUCGUCUCGUUGAUCAUCGCGACACUCACUGAGGUUUUGCAGUCAACCUACCCUACGAUCUUCUCGGUCGGCUCGAUCGGACUGACGUUUCUUUCACUCGCCAUCGGCAAUACCAUUGCUCUCACAUUCUACAGUCUCACCUCCGAUCACUACGUCUUACGUCAACGAAACGAGAAGAGCGACGACUUCAAGCUCGAGUCUCGUCUGGUCCAUCUCCUUUUUGCAGCAUUCAUCUUGCCCAUAGGGCUUUUGUUAUAUGGCUGGACUCUCGCAGGGCGUUCACCAGUAUAUUGUCCCCCUGAUUGGAAUCGGGGCUGCAGGAUUUGGUAUUCCCAAUUAUGUGAACGAAGUGAUUAGGUUCCCGGUGAUGAUGGAAGUUCCCUUGAUCGGGAGUGACAAUUAGGAAAACGAUGAUACAGGAUGUAUUGUAAGUAAUGUCAGGGAUGAUCCAAGC
Dissoconium aciculare CBS 342.82 is the source of this 1561-nucleotide messenger RNA. RefSeq names its product MFS general substrate transporter. Gene Ontology annotation, biological process: transmembrane transport. Gene Ontology annotation, molecular function: transmembrane transporter activity. NCBI's taxonomy places the organism in Eukaryota, Fungi, Ascomycota, Dothideomycetes, Mycosphaerellales, Dissoconiaceae. The record is from RefSeq and is a predicted model, not a curated record. The coding region runs from base 370 to 1464 and encodes 364 amino acids. The transcript has a single exon.